Messenger RNA from Eucalyptus grandis, 2365 nucleotides. Its product is annotated as pyruvate decarboxylase 1. The record is from RefSeq and is a predicted model, not a curated record. The transcript has 7 exons. Lineage: Eukaryota; Viridiplantae; Streptophyta; Magnoliopsida; Myrtales; Myrtaceae. Gene Ontology annotation, molecular function: magnesium ion binding; carboxy-lyase activity; thiamine pyrophosphate binding. Bases 387 to 2135 code for a protein of 582 amino acids.
CGAAGAAUGUGUCCGUCAUCCCCGUUUUCUAAUCCCGCUAGAGUCCACAAGAUUCCCUUCUCCUUGGGGACCGUAAAACAGGGACAUCCCCUUCGCAAUAAUCAAAACCAAGUACCAGCUAAAACCACCAUCUAAUGAGACAACUUGAUCACACUUUCGACCAAUCACCUUUACUUCCCCUCUUCUCUCGCUUUUCGAUUACCGGGUUCACGCACUAGCCCACUGUUUCCUUGAGAUUGCAUCUUUGCACAUGCCCGUUUGCUCAAUUCGCCUAUAAGAUCGCCAAGAAGACAAGAACCUUCAAACCCAUCAAAACCAUCACAUCGUUACCGUCGAAAUCUGUCUCUGUACUUGAAGUUCAGCGCAGCUGAUAAUUCUUGGUAUUCAUGGAUACUGUCAAUAACAUCGGCUCGGCGGCGCUGCCCAUCUCGGCUCCGGGCAGCGGCACUCUGGGCAGCCACCUGGCCCGGCGGCUCGUGGAGAUCGGCGUGAGCGACGUGUUCUCGGUCCCUGGGGACUUCAACCUGACCCUCUUGGACCACCUGAUAGCCGAGCCGGGGCUGAACCUGGUCGGCUGCUGCAACGAGCUGAACGCCGGCUACGCGGCCGACGGGUACGCGCGGGCGAAGGGCGUGGGCGCGUGCGUGGUGACGUUCACGGUCGGGGGUCUCAGUGUGCUCAAUGCCAUUGCAGGGGCUUACAGUGAGAACUUGCCUGUGAUCUGCAUCGUGGGUGGGCCUAACUCUAAUGAUUAUGGGACUAACAGGAUCUUGCAUCACACCAUCGGGCUGCCUGAUUUUACCCAGGAGCUCAGGUGUUUCCAAUCAAUCACCUGCACACAGGCAGUGGUGAAUAACUUGGAGGAUGCGCACGAGCAGAUUGAUACCGCGAUCUCGACAGCUUUGAAGGAAAGCAAGCCGGCUUAUAUUAGUAUAAGCUGUAAUUUGUCAGGGAUUCGUCACCCUACUUUUUGCAGAGAUCCAGUUCCGUUCUCCCUUGCACCGAAGAUGAGCAAUCCAAUGGGCCUGGAAGCAGCAGUCGAAGCAACUGCAGAUUUUCUCAACAAAGCUGUCAAACCGGUCAUUGUGGGUGGGCCAAAGCUCAGGGUGGCCAAGGCUCAAAAGGCCUUCAUGGAGUUUGUGGACGCCUCUGGGUACCCAGUCGCCAUUAUGCCUUCGGGCAAGGGGCUGGUGCAAGAGCAUCAUCCCCACUUCAUUGGAACCUAUUGGGGUGCUGUGAGUACAAGCUUUGCCGGGGAGAUUGUAGAGUCAGCUGAUGCCUACAUUUUUGUGGGCCCCAUCUUCAACGAUUACAGCUCUGUGGGCUAUUCCUUGCUGAUUAAGAAGGAGAAAGCAAUCAUGGUGCAGCCCAAUCGCGUGACUGUAGGGAAUGGUCCUUCCAUUGGGUGGGUUUUCAUGGCAGAUUUUCUGAGCGCAUUGGCCAAGAGGCUGAAGAGAAACACAACUGCUUUGGAGAAUUACCGCAGGAUAUUUGUACCUCCGGGCAUGCCUCUCAAGUGCGAGAAAAAUGAGCCCCUUAGAGUCAAUGUUAUGUUUAAGCACAUUCAGGAUAUGCUCAGUGGGGACACUGCAGUUAUCGCUGAAACUGGAGACUCUUGGUUUAACUGUCAGAAACUGCGGUUGCCUGAGAAUUGCGGGUAUGAAUUCCAGAUGCAAUAUGGAUCCAUAGGUUGGUCGGUUGGUGCCACUCUCGGAUAUGCUCAAGCAGCCACUGAUAAGCGUGUGAUAGCUUGCAUUGGUGAUGGCAGUUUCCAGGUCACGGCUCAGGAUGUAUCAACGAUGAUUCGAUGCGGACAGAAGACUAUAAUCUUCCUGAUCAACAACGGGGGUUACACAAUUGAAGUGGAGAUUCACGACGGCCCUUACAACGUGAUUAAGAACUGGAACUACACUGGUCUCGUGGAUGCCAUUCACAAUGGUGAAGGCAAAUGCUGGACAGCAAAGGUUCGCACAGAGGAAGAGCUGAAAGACGCAAUCGCGACAGCGACAGGGCCGCAUAAGGAUUGCCUGUGCUUCAUUGAGGUGAUCGUACACAAGGACGACACAAGCAAAGAGCUGCUAGAGUGGGGGUCGCGUGUUUCUGCCGCGAACAGCCGCCCUCCUAAUCCUCAGUAAUCUCUCCGUGUUCUAAGUCCUACAUUGAUUUGAGAGAGGGAGGGAGAGGGAGAGAGGAUCAAUUGUGAAUAAGAUGAACGCUGAUGUACGAGAGUUUUCUGUAUGAUGUAAACUUUUAACAAGAGUGAAUUGUACAAUAAAGCCACUGGAACACCCUCCCAAGAAUAUCGGAGGACUCCCCAUCUCUCCUCUGUUCCUUCAAUAUUACCGACCAUUGUGAUUACAUAGGA